Colletotrichum destructivum is the source of this 513-nucleotide messenger RNA. RefSeq lists its product as uncharacterized. The record is from RefSeq and is a predicted model, not a curated record. The transcript has 2 exons. NCBI's taxonomy places the organism in Eukaryota, Fungi, Ascomycota, Sordariomycetes, Glomerellales, Glomerellaceae. The coding region runs from base 1 to 513 and encodes 170 amino acids.
AUGGCCUUUAUGCGGUCGGACGGUGAGGUUGACCGCAAGUAUCUCCUCUCGGCAGACAAACGGGUGAAUGGGAGAGUAGCCACCGACCGGCGCGUUAUCGUGGAGUUUAUCCAAUCGAACGAGCAGGCUGCAGAAGACUCUCCUAUUACUUUUUCGAUCUUCCAACAAGCGCCUAGACCCGGACAUGGGUCUAGCACUCUCGGCCACCCCUCCCCCCCCUUCGUCCACUCGCAUGGGAAGACAUUGCGGCGCGAGGGUAGCCCCUCCCUUCAGUCGACUGUUGCAGCUCGCGGUGCCCCUCAUUCAAGGAUGAAUAUCCUUCGCUCCACGCCCAGCGUCGCGACAAAUGACCUGGUGGUGGGGCUCUGCGACGGCCAGAGUAUUUUAUCCGCCAUGGCCCCCUCUGCCCUCCGUGGCCUGCCUUUGAUCUUACUCUCCUGCUUCCUCUUCUCCUCUCCUCUCUUGUCAAUCUGCCGUUGUCUCACCUGUUCUUUUCGCCCAGGAAAGAGUUGA